Papilio machaon (common yellow swallowtail) is the source of this 1883-nucleotide messenger RNA. RefSeq names its product protein white-like. The coding region runs from base 93 to 1883 and encodes 596 amino acids. The transcript is spliced from 12 exons. Lineage: Eukaryota; Metazoa; Arthropoda; Insecta; Lepidoptera; Papilionidae. Gene Ontology annotation, cellular component: membrane. Gene Ontology annotation, molecular function: ABC-type transporter activity; ATP hydrolysis activity; ATP binding. The record is from RefSeq and is a predicted model, not a curated record.
CCUGUGCUGGAUUUUCGGUCUGGCUCCCGUAACGUCUUUAUACCGUACGUUGUCAAAUGUAGUGUAUUUUGUGAAGUGUUUGUUACAUAUAAAUGGAGUUAACUAAGAGAAAUGACGAUACUCUGGGUUUUGUAGACGUAGUUCUGAAGGUAAGAGAGCUCAAAGUGUGGACUCCCGAAGAGAAAUCAUGGUGGAAGAAAAAACCAAGCAAACCCAAAGCCCUUAUACUAAAUAACGUCAGCGACUGUAUAAAAUCUGGAGAAUUUUUAGCGAUCCUUGGCCCGAGUGGUGCAGGAAAAACAACGUACUUAGUGUCAUUGUGCGGGAAAUGUACCCUGCCGUCAGAGGGCGUGGUGACUGUAAACGGCCGAAAUGUCAGCGAGUUAGAACCAGGCGAAGUGGAGAUACUACCCCAGAUGGAUGUCUUCAUGGAUUGCCUUAGUGUUAAAGAGCAUCUGAUAUUUAUGACAGAAAUGAAAAUUGGCAGCGCCAAAAACUCAAGGAAUAACACAGUUUUAAAUACAAUAAUGGAUAUGCUAAAAUUGAAAGCUCAUGAAAAUACUUUGAUAAAAUCAUUAUCUGGUGGAGAGCGAAGGUUGUUAUCAUUAGCUUCAUCUCUAUUAUCGAACCCACAAAUUCUAAUAUGCGACGAGCCAACAACUGGCUUGGAUAGUUACAACGCAUCUCUUGUGGUGGGUCUGCUGAAAGGUCUCUCACUCACCGGCAAGAUUGUUAUCUGCUCCGUACACCAGCCCUCCUCAGAUCUAUUUAAUGAGUUUAACUCCAUAUCUUUAAUGUCAGAGGGCAAGUUACUAUUUCACGGCACUCAUGAAAACUGUCGGAAUCUCUUUGAAAGUCUUAACCUACGUUGCCCGAAGAACUACAAUCCGGCUGAAUUCUACAUCAAGGCCGUGUCGCCCUCUCCGGCUACUAACGUUAACUAUGUGGAUAGAAUCUUGGAAAAUAACCGGAACCGGUUUCACGAGUGCGACGAAACAUGUUGCGAGACUCACACGACGCCGCGCCCAUGCAAUAGAAGUUGGUCGAAACAAGUACAGUUACUUAUGUGGAGAUAUUCAAUACGGCUCAGAAGAAGUUAUAAAGGACUCGCAGCUUCACUCCUAUUAUCUACGGUGCUAGGUGCAGUGGUGAUCGGUAUAUGCUUCGCUGGCAGUAAAGGGACUACACAGAGAGGGGUACAGAACCUACGAGGUCUCCUAUGGCUGAUCUGCAGCGAAGUGUCCUUCAGUUUGUCUUACGCCGCGCUCUACGCGUUUGAAACAGAUUUAUCCUUGUUCAGGAGAGAAGUUGGCAUGUACCGAGUUUCUGCUUACUUCGUCGCAAGAUUUAUAAAUGAAGUGCCUCGUUGUAUAAUUUGGCCAAUUCCGUUUGUUACCAUAACAGCAUCAGCUGUGGAGUUGCCAAACCAUUCUUUAACAGUUCUAGAACUAUACCUCGCUCUUAUUAUAUCUGGGUUUGCGUCUACUGCAUAUGGUCUCGGUAUGGGAGCCCUGUUCAUAUCGACUGGCAUGAUGGCUGACGUCAUGCCGUGUGCAGAUUUACCUUUAUUCUUGAUGUCUGGAGCCUUUCUACGAAUAUCAUCGCUGCCAUUUUGGUUAUAUCCAUUCAAAUUCAUUUCCCAUUUCUAUUACGCUAUGGACGCUAUCAGUAAUAUCUAUUGGCGACAAAUCGGAGAUAUUGAGUGUCCAACAAACACAACUAGAAUUUGUGUGAAGGAUGGUGCUGCAGUUUUGUUGGAGAAUGGAUACUCCAAUAACUUCGUAGUGGAAGAUACAAUAGGUCUUCUGUUCGUAGCAACCUUGUGGAGUGUACUGGGAUAUUGGGGACUGAAGAGAGAAGAACGAAAAGGUUACGCUUAUUAA